AUGAAGCGUUUUGUGCUGAGGUGCCCGGGAUCGCUGCACUUGCUGGCGCGAUCAGGAGGAUCAGCAGCGUCGAGCGGAUCGGCUGGAUCGGCUGGAUCGGCUGGAUCGGCUGGAUCGGCUGGAUUGGGCACAUCGGGCGGAUCGGUCAGAUCGGGCGCGUUGGGAGCGGACUUGUGUCGGGAGGGGAGGGCCUUCCCCCGGUUGAGGCACCUCCAGGGAAUACACACGAGGGCCAUAAAGGAGGCGGCCCUCCCGGAAGAAGAAGAAGAAGAAGAAAAGAAAAAAGUGGACGACCCAGUGAUGGCCCAAAAUAGCGAGAUGAUAAUUCAGCGGUACAGGCAGUUUAUAGAGGCGAGGCGGGUGGAGGGCAAGGGGAAGGGCCACGUGGGUCGUUCCUCCAGGCGGGAGAUGAUGUACGACCCGCUGGGGUGCGCUUCCGAAUCUCAAAUUAUGUACCACUUAAAGACAUACACGCCGAGCCAAAUUGUAAAUAUAUUUCACAUCUAUUCGUAUCUCUACUACUAUGAUAAGAAAAAGGAAAUGGUGGAAGCUCUGUUGGAUUAUUUGGAGUACCGACUGGAUUGCUUCAGUGUACAGGACGUCCUUCUAGUGUUAGAGCCACUCUACCUCCUCAACGGUACGAGCAACUUUAACAUAUAUCGGCUAAUUAUUAACCAUCUACAGAGGAUGAAAGAAAAAAUGAACCUGUAUAACUACAUUGGGAUUUCAAGAGUUUUCACAAAAAUAUUGAUUGACUUAAUUUUCGAGGAGAAGGAACUGAGUGAGAAAAAUAUGUUGUCACGUUUGUGGUACCAUUUGAAGCAGAGCAAAUUCAAGAAGGGCAUUCCUCCUGAGCAGAGGAAAAUAUCUCAUGGGGACUUCCUUGUGGGUUUCAUGGGCGAAGUGGUUGAGCACGUGGAGGGGCAGCUGCGGCUGCUCUCCGCCAUCGAGCUCACCGACCUGCUCAGCGUCAUGGCGAACUACUCCUUCAGGAGUGGGCACUCCAAGUACGACGUGGCCCUCUUGGGGGGUGGAAGCCAAAGCGGGGGUGGAAGCGGUAGUGGGGGUGGAAGCGGCAGUGGGAAUGAACGCGGCAGUGGGGGCGAACCCUCCCAGUGUGGCGGCAACCCCGGCGAGCGGCCUACCCAACACGGAAGCGAGGAUUCCCAGCACACACCCCUGAAGGUGCACGCCCUGAGCAGCCAAAACGCCUACCUCUUUAAGGAGAACAUCGUGUCCUUCCUAAUCACGAACGAGCUGAAGUGCAAAUACCACGAACUGAGUACUCUCCACAAAAUAAUUAACCUGCACAGCCUGACCAAGCUGUUCAUAUACGACGACCAGUAUCUCCAAAUGAUGGAAAAUGACCUGAGGAACUACCAUUACAUAAGCAACAUUCACCACAAGUAUCUCUCCCUGCUAGUGUGGUGUCUAUUCAAGUAUAGGAGGUUAGACCAACACAUAACCCAGCUGAAGCCAAUCAUCUCACACAACGUGCACCAUUUUGAUGCCAAAGAUUUUUCAAGACUGUGUCACGCCAUUCGAGAUGACAAGCAAACCCUCAUCAGCAUAGCUAGCAAUUUAGCUAGCCAAGUAGAGAGAAUGCCUGUAAACGAUUUUUUGUGUUACUUUUAUGCCGUCGUUUGUCUCGAUUUGUUGCCCUAUGGUGAAGGUGCAGCAUUAACAAGGGGGAACCACCAACAGAGCGAAGGAGAAGGCACAUCCAAGGAUAGAAAUAACUCAAGACAAAGGAGAAACACUUCUGAUGGAAUGCACAACCACACCUUGUCCCUCUUUAACAAAAGCACCAUUCUACAGAAAUGCACCAAGUACAUCAAUGACCAGAAAAAAAAUUUGGGAAAAAACGAAAUUACAAAAAUCGUUCUGAUUUUAAAGAGGAAGAAAGGAGACAAGUAUCUGUAUGUGUUGGACUUGCUGCCUGAGGAGUGGAAGGGGAUCCUCCAUUUGGUUAACUGA
This is a messenger RNA of Plasmodium cynomolgi strain B, 1977 nucleotides long. RefSeq lists its product as hypothetical. NCBI's taxonomy places the organism in Eukaryota, Apicomplexa, Aconoidasida, Haemosporida, Plasmodiidae. Bases 1 to 1977 code for a protein of 658 amino acids. The record is from RefSeq and is a predicted model, not a curated record. The transcript is spliced from 2 exons.